CAAACAGAAGACUCCACUCGUGAGUCCGUGACCCCAACUCAAUAUUUCAUCUCUUUCUUUCCUUUUUCUAUAUAGAAAUCAAAAAUUUCAAUGAAAUCUUCUCUGUUGCUUUUACUUAUUCACAGAUUUUUCUUGGAUCUUACUCAUUCACAUGUCCUCACAGGCAUUGUAAUGGCGGUUAGUCUCAGUAAAGAAGGGAAAGCGUACUUGGAAGGAAUUAUGGAUGGAAUUGAUGAUUCUUCAUGCUUUCAAAUGGUGAAUCCAAGUCUUGAUGAUGCUGAGGAUAAUCAACAUUACUGUAUAGAUGUGUUGCCUGUUCUUGAAAAUUCUUCCUUCCCCGCGGUGAUGUUGAAUGCUGGUUCACAUGGCCAAAACGUAUAUAAUUUCUCGGUGGUGCCUGAUGAUGGAAUUACGGUUUCUAAGUGUCCAACAGAACAAGCUUUCAUGAACUACUUGCAAGUUCCUCAACAGAGCCCGAUGUGUUUGGUUGCAGAGUGGGAUUGCAAGACUUGCAGCAUUUUAGAAUAUUCUGAUUGCAGCUUGGAAGUAGACAUUGAUAACGAAACUACAGAAACACCUAAAACUUAUGAUGGAACUGUUGGGGAGUCGACAGAAAGUGAGGGAGCAUCCGAGAGAGUUUCACGCUGGAUGAAUGGCCUAGAAAUUGGUGGAAAAAUCACACAGGCUCUCAUGAAUCACUUCAGUAUGCAACUGAAGUGCUCCUCGAAAGACAAGUCAAAUCAAGAGAGGGGUCCUGAUACACCUAAGAAUAGAUGCGGGAGGUAUAAACGCAGUGCUUCAUUCAACUCGAGAAGAGUUGCUUUUCUUUUCUCAACAUUGUCAAGCAUUGGAACUAUUGUGCUGAUAUAUUUGACGCUCCGAGUGAAGCUGAUAAACGAUGCACUGAUUCAUGAAUAAUGUAUGUUAUUUUGUCGUUUCUCGCUUCGAGCUUUCUCUUUAGUUUUUGAUAUGACUGUCUGUAAUAAAGUUUUUGAUUCCUGUUUUGCUUAUUCCUCAUGUGUACAUAUAUGCUAAACUAUCAGAAUUUCAGAGUUUUCUAUGCAGAGAUUAUAAAUCAAGUACA
Papaver somniferum (opium poppy) is the source of this 1084-nucleotide messenger RNA. RefSeq lists its product as uncharacterized. Lineage: Eukaryota; Viridiplantae; Streptophyta; Magnoliopsida; Ranunculales; Papaveraceae. The record is from RefSeq and is a predicted model, not a curated record. The transcript is spliced from 8 exons. The coding region runs from base 91 to 918 and encodes 275 amino acids.